AUCUGCAUUUCAAGCCGUCAAAUCUGGCCUGCAAUUGAAUCUCUCUGCUUCAACCGGAUGCACGAACUCCCAUAAAGACUUAAUCUUAAAUUAUAUCUCCGACCACAUCCCUUCCACCGAGGCUGGAAUACCGGAGCAGUGCUUCCGAGCAGCCGUACUAUGCGGCGAUCAACCUCAAGCUGAGCUGUGGACUGUUGCCUCGUAUUAUCUGCGCUUCCAUGCAGGAAAGGAAUCUACUCCGUUAGACACAGUUUACGACUUGCUUUGCGAUAGUUCAACCUACCGCCAAAUGGCGACGGAACGAGCGGCACUAUAUCAGUCGAAGCCUCGAGCUUACGAGCACACUCGCCAACUGACCCGCGACCAUCUCUUGCUGAAUGAUAAAGACAAGGCAAUUGCUUUAUUGCUCAACACUGAACCUGAACAUGGCCAUUUUUACAGUAACCAUUUGUUGGCUUGCCUUGCUGCCAUAUUGCAACCGGCUGGGUGCCACGGAAAUGCUCACAGCACCUUGAAACUUGUAGCUACCCAUUUGAUAGCUUCGGGUCACAUCUGGCAAGGCGUGGAAAUUCUCAUUCUCAAUGGACAAGUGCCCGAUGCGUGUCGUUACCUUCAAGCCAAUCAUUUAUGGGAAGACUCGGCUCGGGUGGCUAAACUGUUAUUGAUGGAUAAAGGACAAGGUGAUGGAACUUCAGCAGAAGUGUCUGAAGCGAAAGAGAUAUGGACUCGUUGGGCUUCCCAUUUGAAUAAUUGCCGGCAAAAGUUUGGGGCUACUUUGAUUCUCAUCGCAGUUGGUGCAUGGCAUAAAGCAGCGGAACUUUUGGUUCAUCAACACAUGCAUGAUGCUGCUGCCUUGCUACUACGAGCUGCCCAUCAAAACGACCUGUACCAACCAAGAGACGCAACCGAAUUGGAAUUCAUGCAUGGUGUCUUUUGCCAGUAUGCCCGGCUUCUUUACGAAUCUGGCUGGCAGUCUGAGGCCAAAAUAUGGGCAGGGUAUGGUGGACCUAAUGGCCAACAGUUUAUCGACGAGUGGAAAAUCUUGGAUGUCGAUGCUGUGUCAAGCUCUUGAGGUUUAUAUCAUUUCACUUAUUCUAUUUUUUUGCACUUUCCGCAAAGACCGAGUCAUUCCAUAAUUUUUUGUACUACCAAAUUAUCUUGUUAUUAUCGUCUGUUUAUUAUAGCCAUUGCUCUAAA
This is a messenger RNA of Daphnia carinata, 1197 nucleotides long. Its product is annotated as WD repeat-containing protein 11-like. NCBI's taxonomy places the organism in Eukaryota, Metazoa, Arthropoda, Branchiopoda, Diplostraca, Daphniidae. Gene Ontology annotation, cellular component: cytoplasm. The transcript is spliced from 2 exons. The record is from RefSeq and is a predicted model, not a curated record. The coding region runs from base 290 to 1072 and encodes 260 amino acids.